AUGUUUCUGAUAACUCCAGCUGAAGCGUUGACUAAUUUCGGUGAUUUGCGUUCAGCUCCAGAUUGUCACUCGGAAUGUAUUGGAUGCACGGAAUCACGAUCAGCAGUUAGCUGUUUUUCUUGUAGGCAUCUCACCCAAUCUCUGCGUAACCGUGCAGGAUUCAAAUGUGUGUCCAGAUGCGAUGAAGGGUACUUCCUUGAAGGGGAUAAAUGUCGUGCAUGCAGUCCGAAUUGCAAAACAUGCAUCAAAGCAGAACAGUGCGAAACAUGUCCUGGUGCGCAGCUCUUAAUCGAUGUAAAUCAUUAUGGACAUUUGGAUCACGGACAGUGCAUUGAUGUAUGCCCACCUGAGCUCGAGCCGGACUAUACAAUAGCAGUGCAGGCGCGUUGUAUACUGAGGAGGAAUAAAUGCUCCAUUGGUUAUUAUGAGGCAGCAAGUUCUGUUUGUACGCCGUGUGAUGAUGCAUGCAGGACAUGUCAUGGUCCUGGACCUUUACAGUGCGAUUCGUGUUCUGCAAACUUCAAUAACCGAUCAGUAGGAUAUUGUCGACCAUGCUGUAGGGCGGGCGAGGAUCCAAUGCUACAUCACUGCGAGGAUUGCACUUCGUUAUCAUUACAAGUACAUCCAACGCAUUCAUCACUGUUUCAUGCACUGCUUUUUACGGUCAUUUUUAUAAUGUUAUGUGUUGCCGUCGCUGUGUUUAUUAUGAAAAUUGGUACUGAUAAUUCUUCGAGUCAUACUAAUCGAAACAUCGAUUAUGCACCUUUACCAUCUAGAGAACAAAUGAUCGAUUCGUUUGCGGAUACAACGGAUUCUGAAUCUGCCGAUGAAAUUAAUGACAAAAUGGAUCUGGAGACUCAUGAUUGCCUUAGGAUGGUUUUGGAAACUGGAAGCUCUAAGUGAUGAAACUAUGUUGAGAUUGGAAUAAUACUUGCUGGUCAUUUGUUAUGAAAUUUAUUUGCUCAUUGCUUAUAGAAGUUUGGAAAUUAGCUGUGGAUUGCUUGUAAUAUAUUCAAUCGAAAUUGGUGGUGGUAUUCUUCGCAUUAUAUCGCAUCAAAUUGAGCAUCCAAUCAGA
This is a messenger RNA of Loa loa (African eye worm), 1075 nucleotides long. RefSeq lists its product as hypothetical. NCBI's taxonomy places the organism in Eukaryota, Metazoa, Nematoda, Chromadorea, Rhabditida, Onchocercidae. The coding region runs from base 1 to 903 and encodes 300 amino acids. The transcript has 7 exons. The record is from RefSeq and is a predicted model, not a curated record.